Molecule: messenger RNA, 1201 nt
Organism: Salarias fasciatus (jewelled blenny)
Lineage: Eukaryota; Metazoa; Chordata; Actinopteri; Blenniiformes; Blenniidae
Gene: lhfpl4b
Product: LHFPL tetraspan subfamily member 4b
Exons: 7
Coding region: 28-708 (226 amino acids)
Biological process (GO): sensory perception of sound
Cellular component (GO): plasma membrane
Source: RefSeq, a predicted model, not a curated record
GGGACGGACCCAGGCGCAGACGCAGUGAUGUCGGCGUCGCCCGCCCUCGCCGACCUCUCCCGUCUCUACCAGACGGAGUUUGUCCGAAGCGCCCGGGCGGUUGGCGUCCUGUGGGCCGUCUGCACUCUCUGCUUCGCCAUCAUCCAGGUGGUCAUCCUGGUGCAGCCGUCCUGGAUUGGCACAGGGGACGCGAACCCUCAGCGGUUAGGCCCGCCCCCACCUAGCGGGACCCUGGGACUGUUCGAGGUGUGUCUGGAGUCCGACUGGCCGGUCCCGGACUGUCGUGGCGGUCUGUCCACGCUGUCGCCUCUUCCUUCCUUCCAGUCGGUGGCAGUGCUGGUGGGCGUGUCUCUGUGGGCGGUGUGGACCAGCGUCCUGUGUCUUUGUCUCUUCAGGUUCUGCAGCGCCGCCACCGUCUACAAGAUCUGCGCCUGGCUGCAGCUAACGGCGGGUUUCUGUCUGGCGUUGGCUUGUCUGCUGUUUCCGGACUCGUGGGAGAAUCCCGAGAUGAGAGCUCUGUGUGGAGACUCGGUGGGCAGCUUUUCUCUGGGUACCUGCUCUGUGCACUGGGCCUACAUCCUGGCCAUCCUCGGGGUGCUGGAUUAUGCCACUCUGGCCACGCUGGCCUUCGUCCUGGCCAACAGACAGGACGCCCUGCUGCCGCCCGACUCCCAGGAAGUGACCACAGGGCUGCUGAUGUCUGCGUGAUGCUCCAGGGACGUUUGGUCCGUCUCUGUCCACCUCCAUCUGAUGUCUCCAUCCUUCAUCAUCCUCUCCAAUGAGGACGACACACAUUAUUUACAGAGACAGAUUUAUUCUGUCACAGUAUUUCAAAAGAAGAUGGUUCGGAGAUACUUAAAUGAGAAAGAGAAGCGCGUGAGGAGGGAGAGUUCCUCUGUGAAGUCACAACAAACAGAAACUCAGUGUGUUGGAUAAAAUCUUCCUAUGUAGUCUGUCCCCUCCAAAAAAGUUUGAGGUGUGUGUUUAUGUGUCUAGAUUCCUCUACAGAGGUGACUUGGUUUAACACAAAUGCUAGAAGCAGCAGCGGACGGUUAGCCAUAAGCAGCUAGCCGCUGAUGUACAUCAGUGAAUGUUAACUAACAGAGUUUGCACUUUAAAAUAUUGUUAGCAUUAUUGUUACUGCAGAUCAAAUGAUCAGCUAAUUGACUUCUUUAUUGUAUUCUGUUACUUUAGGUUUAGC